GAUAUUUGCUCCUACUUUAGAGCAUCUGAUCAGGGUUGGGUUUUAUAAUCAUACUGAUCCUUUGGGGAUUUUGGUCCAGCAAGAAUCUGAUCAAGCUAAAAGUGAACUUUGACAUGUCCAAAUCCUUUUAAAAUAAUGUUCAAAUGAUAACGGCAAUGUGUUGUUGGUAACCUGAUUCAGGUAAACCUAUACAUUUGUGACCAAUUAAAGGGGUCUUACUAAGGUGUUCGGUCACCAUGAAUCACCAGAAAAGCUUUAGUGUGCCUUGGCACAGACUCUACAAGUCUCUGGAACUAUACUUGUGGUGAUGAUGACUAGUCUUACAAAAAGUAUUCCCUUAAUUGGUGUUUUGAUGCUGGUGGUAGAGAGUGUUUUCUUACACGUUGCUCCAAAGUCAUCCAUAGGUGUCCAGUUGUUUUGAGAUCUGGUAACUAAAUGUAUAUGAAUACAUGCCAAUCUAUCCAGUCAGUUAGCCUUCAUGGGGUCAAUUUCAUCCUGGAGAUCAUCAGAUAGAAAUGUUCAUCAUAGAAUAACUGUGUAGUAAUUUGCAGUGACCCUUUCGGCCAAGAGUAGCUCCAGACCGUGCCAGCAAAAUGCCUUCCAGAAAAUAACAGUGCCACUGGGCUCCCUCACUCUAUAUUUUUCUUAAGUGUGUGCCACAGAUAUACUUACCCACUCAUUUUGAUGGUAAAGGAUGAACUAUCUGGCCAUAUAAUCUUUGCAUACAUCUUCGUUCAUACCAUUCAACUUUCAAAUGUGUGUUCAUCUUUGUAACGAGGGGUUUAUGCUCUGCAGCCCUACUUUAAUUUCCCUCUCUGCAUAGUUAUGGACAGACUUUUCCCGCUGAGAGUUUGAUCAUGUCCUGCAUUGACUGCAUUAACCUGAAGAAUAGUUGCUCUUCUGUUUUUUGUUACAUGCCACAAUAAUGCACAAGCGUCAUAGUCACUGAAUGUAUGCGUUGGCCAAAAUUUCCAAUCGUAUUUCCUAUCUAAAUGCAGAUCUUAGCAAAGGCGACUUCAUUCUCUGUUCCUAUUGAAACACUAGCCAAAUGAUUAGUCUUUGUGACCCAAGUUACUUCCCUCUUUCCAAGUCACUUAGAUCUUUUCCUCUUGCCAUCUUGAUCCAAAAUUAGGACAAACUGCUCUUGCUCAGCAUUUUUAUACAAUUCCACAGAGCACAGUAGGAUACUGACUGCUUAAUUGUGUCAUGAAGCACAGAGCUACAUGGUGUUAUACCAGGUAGCUUUGCUUUAUCACAUCUCCAGGGUUUGGUCCUAAGCUCGGUGCAGAGUUUCUGUGCAUGUUCUCCUUGUGGUUACAUGGGUUACAGCUGGCUUCUCGGGUCCUCAGUCCUCCCAAAAACUUGCUGAUGGGCGAAUUGUCCAUGCUUAAUUGCCCCAGGUAGGAAUGCGUGUAUGAAUGUAUGUGUGUGUGCAUGGGGCCGUGCAAUGGACUGGUAUUCAUCCUGGGUGUAUUUCUGCCUCUCGCUCUACCACAACCCUGACAGGAUAAAGCGGAUACUUAACAUGAAUGUACGAGUGAGUAGACCUGCACUUUUUUUUAUAUUUCUCCUAUCAUUUAAUCAGUUUUUUCUUUAAUUUGUCACCGGUCUGUCUGCAGAAUACAAACAUAUCUACAGAAGGAAAAAAAAGGCCUACUUGUGCUUUCUUACACGACUGUAGAUGAAGUUUUUAUUAAUCAUUUUGACUCAUCUGAGUGAGACAAAACCAGGUUACCCUACUGAAAAAAACAACAACAAAACAAUAGAAAUCAUCACAGAAAUUCUAAUGGUUUCCACUACAAAUACAAUUACAAAACAUCAGCUAAUCAUUAAAACCUUACCAUUAUUGGUCCUUAAUGGUAUCCACUUGACAUAACAUGCCUAACAUAGAAGGCAACCAAUUACCAGUAGAGACCCACAGGGACCAUUCCAGUUUCCAUUAAACCCAAUACAAUUCCCAUCAUAACCAUUAAAACCAUUACAAAUUCUAUGAGGGUUCUAUUGUUUUUAUCAGCAGGGGAGUUAGGCUAGUUUUGUCCAUGUGUAGCAAGAUGCUAAUUAUAACAUACUCAGGUAAUUUUGUAGGUUAAACUAAGUAAAAGGUACAGACACACAAGGAAAAUAAUUUAAGAUAAUUACAGUAGACACACAAAUUUACCUGGAUAAUGACUGAAUGUGUAAAUGUUUUUUAAGCUAUUAGCUUAAUUUGUGUAAAUGGUGCAUGAAUGUUACUUUAAUAGGCUAAUCACCAAAACGACAUUUUUAAACCGCACCGCUAACCUUCUUAACUUUUCACACCAGUGCUGAUAAUUUGUUUGACUAUCCAUGUAUUCAACCCGUUUAUCGGCUACAUUUUCUCCAAAACUCGGGGUGCUUUUAGUGCUUAAUGAACUUGGUGCUAAACUCGUCACGCUCUUGCGAGUGUGUAUUGUAGCGUGUGUAGCUAAACUGGUUCCCAAUUCGUUUGAAAGCCACGUGAAAUUAUGACAAAUCCAGGUUGUAAUUGGUCUGUUAGCAGUUGAUCUGCCUGAGCCCUUAUGACAAAUCACCCGUAAUCCCUUUAAAACCCCGUCUUGGAGAAUGAACCGAAACUCGUCGAGGCUCGCAUUUAAAAGCGCGAGCGCUUGUCCGCCCUUCCUUCAUUCGGCACGGAGCUUGGCAAGACGAAACAUGGACACGACAUGUUUCAGAGAAACAGCACAUUUUCCACCAAGAGAGCAACCGAAGAGCUUCAGUAUUGACUGGAUCCUUUCUUCCGGACACCGAAAGCCAGCUCUCGACAGCCACAGCGUUUAUACACAACCGAAAGUUAUUAUGCGCGGAGCUUUAUUUCCAGCGUUAACAAACAGGCCUUUUGUUGCUGCCUUCGGAUCCGCGUGCGUUUACGCGCCGCACUUUUCCCAUCACCAGAGUGCUGCAUACAGACACAGUGAGACGCGGCUUCAUGAUGGGCUCCACGCGGUUGAUUUGACGUGUACCGGAGAUUUUGGGCUGAAGACGUGUCGGCGGAUCCGCACGGUGUUCAGCGCGGAGCAGCUGCAGAAGCUGGAGGAGGUUUUCGCUAAGCAGCGGUACAUGACCGGCUCGGAGAAAGUGCUGCUCGCCUCGGCGCUGCGUCUGACUGAAACACAGGUGAAAGUGUGGUUUCAGAACAGGAGGACUAAAUGGAGGAAGAGCAGAGAGGUCGAUGAACGACCGAAGGACCAGUGCAGUGACUUAAAGCAUGAAACAUCCGUGACAGAAGACGGACAGUUCACAUCUGUGGACAGUGACGAGUCUCCUGAAACGUGAACACGGCAAGCACGAAGUCCAAGUUCCAUACACAGACCACUGAAUCUCUUACCAUUCUUGUUAAACAAGAAAUUAAGGCACCAUGUCACUAUGUGGCGUUACAGCUAUUAAUGUUUUUCUUUCACAAUAAAAAUAACCAAUGUGUAGGCCCUAUAGCGGCCCCCCCCCCAACUCGCAUUAUGUGAUAAGGUGUGGACUUUUUCCUCUUUAAAAAAUAAUGCUGUUUAGGUCUAGCUAUGAUUUUCAUUGAUUGUUUAAUUUUGAAUUUUAUGCUUUAUUAUUACCAUUUAGUGAUAUUUUCCUGAAUGUAUCUGAGCCCGUUUGUGUUCCUUGAGAUUUAAAUAAAUCCUUUAUUAAAAUGAU
Ictalurus punctatus (channel catfish) is the source of this 3654-nucleotide messenger RNA. RefSeq names its product homeobox protein engrailed-like ceh-16. The coding region runs from base 2581 to 3291 and encodes 236 amino acids. Gene Ontology annotation, molecular function: DNA-binding transcription factor activity, RNA polymerase II-specific; DNA binding. Gene Ontology annotation, biological process: regulation of DNA-templated transcription. Lineage: Eukaryota; Metazoa; Chordata; Actinopteri; Siluriformes; Ictaluridae. The record is from RefSeq and is a predicted model, not a curated record. The transcript is spliced from 2 exons.